AAGAGUUAACAUUUUUCGGCGUCUGCCCGGAAAUGGACUACAGGCUAGCAGCGCUGAAGCUGCUGUGCGCUCAGCUGAAAGACGCCAAGGAAGUGGCGUCCCAGAACGCCAUGUCUCUCGGCAACAUACUCUUCCAACGCGCCUGGUUACAGACCCAAAAAUCAACAACAUCCGUGUCUCAGGGCGUUCUGGUCUCGGCCUCAGACGAAAAUGACCACGUAGGGGCCCCGUUACUUCUCGACGACGGCACCGGCGUCGUCCAGCUCGCACUCUCCUCCGCAGACUUCCGUCUCCGCCCUUGGAAGACCGGGAUGUAUGUAAUGGUUGUUGGAGGAUAUAUGGCGCGUGCAGCUGAGCCCCCAACUAUCAAGGUGCACAAGAUUGUUGAUCUUUCACAGUUCCCGGAUCGAGAGGCAAUGUGGUAUCUUGAAGUUAUGGAGGCAUAUAAACUCUUCUAUAGGCCCUUAAUUGAAGAACUUGAAUGAUUAUGAUCAGAUCAUCUCACAGAGAUACAGCAAGCUUAGUAACCGCUAUGUCAACUUCAAACACAAGAUGGUUACUGGAAUGACCUGACAGCACUUCCCCCAUAUUUUUCCCUCUUCCCCAAAUGAUUACUUGAUAUAACUAAUUUACAAAUUUCAAACAUGCAAUCACAUUGAUUUUUUGUUCUUAUUCACCAGUUCUUUGUAAACUAUCAGUGUCAUAGAUAGUUGAAAUCGAGUUUUGAAGUUCUCAUGAGAUAUUUACCCUUUGUUUAGAUGUACCCUUAGUGCAGUUUUCCAAAUGUUAGGCAGUCAAUGAUAUUACUCA
Molecule: messenger RNA, 810 nt
Organism: Carya illinoinensis
Lineage: Eukaryota; Viridiplantae; Streptophyta; Magnoliopsida; Fagales; Juglandaceae
Product: recQ-mediated genome instability protein 2
Exons: 4
Coding region: 33-485 (150 amino acids)
Biological process (GO): maintenance of rDNA; negative regulation of double-strand break repair via homologous recombination; regulation of sister chromatid segregation
Cellular component (GO): cytosol; nuclear speck
Source: RefSeq, a predicted model, not a curated record